AUGGCCCGCCUCAACCCCUUCUCCUUCACGCCUGGGCCAGUCAUCUUCUUUACUACCAUCGUCUACGUGGGCCUCUUUGCUGCCCUGCUCGUUACCCACCUGACGGUACCGAAUUAUCCAUCCAAUCCGCCAACCGGCGUCAACCUCACAGAAGCUUGGGGCGACCUCCAGCACAUUACCCGCCGGUUCCACCCAUACAACAGCCACGCGAACGACGAUGUACGCAAAUAUCUGCUUGCGCGCAUCAAGGCCAUCGUUACUUCAAAAGACCUGGAUAAGGGCCAAGUCGAGCUCUUCGAUGACCUGACCGCAAACGCCACAUUUUCAUCUGGCAGCACAUCUAUCUAUUUUGAAGGCACUAAUAUCAUUGUUGCAAUCCGCGGUUCUGAUGAUGACGAACCCUUCAAUGGGACUGAGCGCAGUCCGGAUAACGGCGGCGUACUUGUGAACGCCCAUUACGACUCAGUGAGCAGCGGGUACGGUGCAACUGACGAUGGCGUGGGUGUUGUGACGAUACUGCAACUUUUAUCCUACUUCACAGAAUCCAAGAACUGGCCCAAAAGAACCGUGGUACUGUUGCUCAACAACGGCGAAGAGGAUUAUCUCAACGGCGCCAAAGCUUUCAUGCGGAAUCCGAUUUCUCAGGUCGCCCAUACGUUCGUAAACCUCGAGGGAGCUGGAGCUGGCGGCAGAGCUACCUUGUUCAGAAGCACCGAUACCGAAAUCACCCGCUACUACAAAAAGGCUAAAUAUCCUUUCGGAACAGUCGUGAGCGGAGAUGGCUUCAAAAAGGGUUACAUUCGAAGCGAAACUGAUUACAAAGUCUUCCACGGCGAACUUGGGCUACGCGGCCUGGACAUCGCGUUCAUGGAGCCCAGGGCCAGAUACCACACUGUGGAAGACUCCACACGUGAAACUUCGAUGAACUCGCUCUGGCACAUGCUUUCAGCAGCUCUGGCCUCAACAUCUGGAUUGGCUUCCAUCACCAGUGACGAAUUCAGUGGCUCAGAAAGCCUCGAUAACGGUAGAAUCAAUACCGGAACUGGCAGCGACGGCGUAUGGUUUGACCUCUUCGGCAAGGUGUUCGUCGUUUUUAAGCUACAUACCCUUUUCGCUUUGUGCGUCACUUUGCUGGUUGUGGCACCUCUUACAUUGAUCGGUUUGACGUUUGGGCUCUCCAAGGCUGACAAGAACUACCUAUUGGCGCGCAAAGCCUACAUCUAUUCGUCUGACGAUGACAAUCCGGUACCUUUAUACGGCUGGCGCGGCUUCUUCCGCUUCCCCAUCAUCUUUGUCACUGCAAGUGCUGUUGUGGUCGCAUUGGCUUAUCUCAUAGUCCGGUUCAAUCCCUUCAUUGUUUACAGCAGCCCAUUCGCCGUCUGGAGCAUGAUGCUCUCAGCCUGGAUAUUCAUCGCUUGGUUCCUUGCGCGAGGGGCCGAUGCUAUGCGGCCAUCAGCACUCCAGCGCAUGUACGCUUUGAUCUGGCUUUUCAUCGGCUCCUUCGUGCUUCUCACAAUCAUCACGGUCUUCGUGAACGACUACCAGGUUGCCGCUGGUUAUUCUGCGAUGUUCUACUUCGCAGCUGUGUUCGCGGCAAUCCUCCUCUCCUACCUCGAACUCUUCCUCGCUCCAACCAAAUCUGCGUAUGCCCGUCAUUUCGAGCAGGAAGACGAAUCCCGGCGCAACUCAGAGUCCGCAAGCAGGCCCCUUACAGGCAGCACCACCGCUGCACGGUCCGAUGAUCGCCCCGUGGGAGACGAUGACGCCACCGAGACCACCUCACUUUUACGCGGCGAUCGACGUGGAUUCGCAAGAUACGGCGGCAACAGGCGAGACUCCAUCAGCGAGAGCGGCGAGGAUCAUGCUCAAGGGCCCCGGCGAAUAGAUCUCGGCAACGUGUAUCCUGGAGAACAAGAGUGGAGCGGCAAAUUACCGAGCUGGAUCUGGGUCGUUCAACUGCUACUCUUAGCGCCAAUCGUGAUCAUCCUUGUCGGACAGGUCGCUUUACUCCUCACGUCGGCCCUAUACCAGACGCCAUCCGAUGGUAACUCGCCUCUGUUUAUUUACCUCGCCUUCGCAGCGCUUACUGUGUUGUUGCUCGCACCCACCGGCCCGUUUAUUCACCGCUUCACAUAUCACAUCCCCACCUUUUUAUUCCUGAUAUGCGUCGCAACCGUCAUCUACAACCUUGUUGCGUUCCCUUUCAGCAGGGAUCAUCGCUUAAAGGUGUACUUCGUCCAGCGGGUUAAUUGCGAGACUGGUCAUAACGUCAUGUCCCUGACCGGCUUGGACGGCUAUGUGCAACGCAUUGUUGGCGAGUUACCCAGUGCGCAAGGCCAGCAGCUUGAUUGCACGACGCCCGAGGUUGCGACGCGUAAGGAACUAAAGCAGUGCCAGUGGCAGGGUCUUGACGCUAAAGUCGUCCCAAAGACAGCGCAAGCCGCGCCAUUUGACAACAACACAUACAUUGCCAGCUGGCUCGAUUACUCGAUUCAUAAAGGCAAUCACUCGAACAAGGCGACGAUACGCGUUGUUGGGCACAACACCCGAGCAUGUCGCGUGCUGUUCGACUCGCCCAUUACAGCGUUGAGCGUCGACGGCGCCGUUUCAGAUCCUCGCUUCAAACCCGUCGGUGGGGACGGCGCCCGGGAAGUGCGACUGUGGCAUCGCGAAUUUGGGCAGCCCUGGAACGUUAGCGUGACUUGGAACGCCAAAGAACAAUCGAAACUUUCUGGAAGGGUCGUGUGCAUGUGGUCGGACGCCAACACAGGCGACAUCCCUGCUUUCGACGAGGUGCAGCACUAUCUGCCUGUGUGGGCAAUUCCCUCCAAGAUUAGCGAUGGCUUGGUCGAGGGCUUCAAGCAGUUCGAAAUCUAG
Molecule: messenger RNA, 2877 nt
Organism: Alternaria incomplexa
Lineage: Eukaryota; Fungi; Ascomycota; Dothideomycetes; Pleosporales; Pleosporaceae
Exons: 2
Coding region: 1-2877 (958 amino acids)
Biological process (GO): proteolysis
Molecular function (GO): metalloexopeptidase activity
Source: RefSeq, a predicted model, not a curated record